AUUAUAUUAAUUUUUAAAAAAGAUAAAUUAUGGAGAUCGAGAUUGUUUUUGUGUUUGUGUUUUUAUUCGUGUUCGGCGUUGGUGUAAUAUUAUUAACUUAUCACCCUCCCUCUUUCCUUCUUAUUGGAAUCGGUGUAAGCAGGUUUAAAUAAUUCUAUUUGACUUCGUAUUCGUCUCCUUAUUAAUCUUUCAUGUCAUUAUGGUUCAAUAGCCAUUAAGGAGUUUUCGUCCCUCUCCCACGCUUAUUUUUUUCUGUAUUUUUAUUCUAGUGUGCGUGUUGCCCUGCAAAAAUUAGAGAAAGGCGCGGUGCAAAAAUUGGAAACCAACCUCUGCGAAGGAGUUGUUUUUUAAAAAAAAUUAUUGUUUUUCCGCCAGUUUUUCGAUACGCGUUUAAGACGCAGAAAGAACAAAUCCCGCAACACAGCAAUAACAAUAUUUGCUGGGGAGCUAUCACCGGGUUUGUAGUGGGUUGAUCGAGAAGCUAGGAAAAGCAGCAAACUUCAAGUUAUUUCCCUUUAAAGUUUUAAUUCUUGGACUUGGAAAUGCUUGAUAUUAUAAAUCAAAUGCACAAGUAUUUCUAAAGAGCAGAUCAAACUAUUAGCUGAAAGAUUAGCUAGCUGGCUGUAUAGUUAACUAAAAAAUCAGCAGAGCAGUUUCAUUUUGUCUAACCCCUGCUUUAGGUUAAAUUAGCUAGCUGCAUGUUGGAGUACUUUAUUUUAUAAGAAGAACCUGCAAGAUUUAUUAUGAGUUCUAAAAGAGAACAGGCAACAGUAAGGGGGUUCAAUAGAAGAGGUGCAAUUAGAGAGAAAAAUGUAUUUGAAGUCAAAGACCACAAAUUUGUACCAAAGUUUUUCAAGCAGCCAACGUUUUGUGCACAUUGUAAAGAUUUUAUAUGGGGCGUAGUUGGAAACAAUGGAUUUCAGUGUAAAGUGUGCAGUUUUGGUGUGCAUAAGAGAUGUCAUGAAUAUGUUUCCUUUAAAUGUCCAGGAGCAAGCACUGGCCCAGACACCGACGCUCCACAGUCACCUCACAAGUUUAAAAUUCAUACAUACUCUAGUCCAACAUUCUGUGAUCAUUGUGGUACAUUAUUGUAUGGUUUGUUUCAUCAAGGAUUGAAAUGUUCAGCAUGUGAUAUGAAUGUUCAUAAACGAUGUGAGAAAUCGGGUUGUAUUCCAAAGUUGUGUGGAGCUGACCACACAGAAAAGAGGGGUCGUAUUCACAUGAAAAUUAAAUAUUUAGCAAAGGGAAAUGAUUCUGGUGAACUUCAGGUAGAAAUUAGAGAAGCGAAAAACCUGAUCCCGAUGGACCCAACUGGUCAAUCAGAUCCAUAUGUUAAAAUCAAAUUACACCCCAAAAAAGAAAAGACCAAAGUGAUGAAGAAAAAUUUAAAUCCAGUUUGGAAUAACAGCUUCAGUUUCCGUAUCAACAAACAAGAUUUUGAUAAGCGACUGCGUGUACAGGUAUGGGACUGGGACAUGGCAACUAAAAACGAUUUCAUGGGAUCCAUGUCAUUCGGUGUUUCAGAGUUAGUCAAAGAUCAGAUUGAGGGUUGGUUUAAGUUACUAAACAAAGAGGAGGGAGAGUUCUACAAUGUUCCAAUUCAAGAUGAUGCAGCAGUUGCAGCACUAGCCAAGAAGUUUCAGUUUAUGAGUCCAAAUGAGAUUGAGCAUCUACAUCAGCCUGUACAGCCGCAAAAAGAUAUAAUAUCGCCAGAAGUUAUGGAUAUGUUACCAGAGAGGUUGAAGUUGGAGGACUUCACUUUUUUGAAGGUGAUUGGGAAAGGAAGUUUUGGCAAAGUGAUGUUGGCUGAAAAGAAAGGUUCUGAGAAAGUAUACGCAAUUAAAAUCUUGAAGAAAGAUGUUGUGCUACAGAAUGAUGAUUUGGACUGCGUGUUGACAGAAAAACGCGUUUUAGCUUUGCAAGGAAAACCACCAUUUUUAACGGCGCUACAUUCAUGUUUCACAACACAGGAUCGGUUAUAUUUUGUGAUGGAGUUUGUGAAUGGUGGAGAUCUUAUGUUUCAUAUCCAACAAGCUGGAAAAUUUAAAGAGCCUCAAGCUGUUUUUUAUGCUGCAGAAAUCGUAGAAGGAUUGUUCUUCUUACACAAAAGAGGAAUCAUUUACAGAGAUUUGAAACUGGAUAAUGUCAUGCUGGAUCAAAACGGGCAUAUCAAGAUUGCAGAUUUUGGUAUGUGCAAGGAAAAUAUUUUCCCGCCCAAAACAACUAGAACAUUCUGUGGCACACCAGAUUACAUUGCGCCAGAGAUAAUCGCUUACCAGCCGUAUGGUUCGUCAGUUGAUUGGUGGGCCCUGGGUGUGCUUAUUUAUGAAAUGUUAGCUGGUCAGCCUCCAUUUGAUGGCGAGGAUGAAGACGAACUUUUUAAUUCAGUUUUGGAACAAACGGUCUCGUUCCCAAGGUCCCUAUCUAAAGAAGCGAUUUCUAUUAUUAAAGGGUUUUUAACGAAGAAUCCGAGUCGUCGAUUAGGCUCUGGUGAAACUGGAGAACAAGAUAUCCGCGAUCAUGUAUUUUUCAAAUACAUUGACUGGAUCAAGUUAUUCCGAAUGGAAAUUCAACCACCAUUUAAACCUAAAGUUAAAUCCAAAAGGUCACACGACAAUUUCGAUCCAGAGUUUACAGAAGAAGCUACGCGACUAACUCCAAUUGAUCGUAACUUCAUCCAGCACAUUGAUCAAAGAGUGUUUGAAGGAUUUUCUUAUGUCAACGCAGUAUUUUCCUGUUAAAUUCUCAUUAGAACGAUUUUUCUUGUACGUCACAGACUAGCAACUAACGAUAUUCAUGUUGUCCAAUGUCGGUGUAUUAAACGCACCGUCGGAUAAUAUUCCAUUUACAUUCAAUGUAUAUUCAGAUGCAGGUAUAAACGAUGGACACAAGAUGCUGUGUAAAUCGUGUGGGCCAUUUAUGGAUGGAAAAGCCAUGUCAUUUAGUACGUUUUACAAAAGCAUCCAAAUAAACUUUGCGUAAAAGGUGGUUUUUUGAAUUUUUUUAAAUAGAUAGUUGUGAAAAUUAAGUAGUUAUGUAUUUAGCAGACAAAAUCAACACCCGAUAUUUCGGCUGCCGUUCAUCUAGAAUAUUCUAUCUCUCUGCGAAAUAUCUGGUGUUGAAGAUGUUAUUGUGUUUGGUGUAUUUUUUGUGGGAUACGAUGACUUUUAUUUUAUAAUUUAUUUCAACCACUGCACAUUUUUUUAUUCUAAAGACAACCAUUCUCCGUUGUACUAUAUUUCAUAUUUCUCUUCUCCGCCGUGCUUCCUUUUUGACAGCCCGUAAUGAACAGUGGAUCUCUAAAAACUAACAUAUUCAUUUCUUCCUCAAACCUCAAAAGGAAACGAAGGAGAACAGCAGAUUACUACUAAUUAAGGGUUAACAAUUUUGUUAUUUUUAUAGUCUUAUUUUAUAUUUCAUUUAUUUAUUCUUUCGUAUUUACUCUCCGUAAUACAUACUUUAUGAUUUAUACGCAAUAACCUGCUGCGUAUCAGUGUUCAUCUUACAGCUAUAUAGUCUACAGUCUGAUGAGUGUUAGUACAAAAGCUAACCUAGUGCACAUGUUGCAAUGCAUGACGUGACAAAAGUUUUUAUUUUGACGGAAUACAAGGGGGUAAAAGCCUUCAACGUAGCAAUGUUUGUUCAGAUUGAAAAUAAGGUGUAACUUUAAUUUGCUAAUAUUAAAUUGUAAAUGAACAUAUAAUAAUUUUCAAAAGAUAUCCUCACAUCA
This is a messenger RNA of Hydractinia symbiolongicarpus, 3730 nucleotides long. Its product is annotated as protein kinase C alpha type-like. The record is from RefSeq and is a predicted model, not a curated record. Gene Ontology annotation, molecular function: ATP binding; diacylglycerol-dependent serine/threonine kinase activity; zinc ion binding. Lineage: Eukaryota; Metazoa; Cnidaria; Hydrozoa; Anthoathecata; Hydractiniidae. Bases 744 to 2741 code for a protein of 665 amino acids. Gene Ontology annotation, biological process: protein phosphorylation. The transcript has 16 exons.